AUGUCAAACCUUGCAAAAUUCGAAUUUGUUGCUCUUGAUAUUACUGAAAACAACUAUCUGUCUUGGGUGUUAGAUGUUGAAAUACAUUUAGAUGCAAAGGGACUUGGUGAUACUAUUAAAGAAAACAACACUGCAACAAGCCAAGAUAAGGCUAAAGCUAUGAUAUUCCUUUGCCAUCACCUUCAUGAAGGCCUUAAGACUGAGUACUUGACUGUUAAAGACCCACAAGUCCUUUGGAGUAAUCUAAAGGAAAGAAUUACAUCACAAUUGAAAUUAUGUGGAGAGAAAAUCACGGAUGCAGAAAUGUUAGAAAAAACAUACUCUACUUUUCAUGCAAACAAUGUUGUCCUGCAGACACAAUACCGUGAAAAGGGUUUUACAAAAUUUUCUGAAUUAAUAUCUUGUCUCCUUGUGGCUGAGCAAAAUAAUGAAUUAUUAAUGAAAAAUCAUGAAUCACGCCUAACUGGCUCUACUCCAUUCCCUGAAGCGAAUGCGACAUCCCAUAGUGGGAAAGAGCAAAAGGCUAGAGAUCACGCCAGCAAUCGUGGUCAAGGUCGUGGUCGCGACCGUGGACGUGGACAUGAUCGUGGUCGAGGUGGUCAUUUUAGGAACUCAUACUCUCACCAGAAGUGGGACAAUAAAGAUGGAAAUAAGAAUGAGAAGGAUAAAAAUGAAAAUAUAUGCUACCGUUGUGGAGGAAAAGGCCAUUAG
Messenger RNA from Chenopodium quinoa (quinoa), 711 nucleotides. RefSeq lists its product as uncharacterized. NCBI's taxonomy places the organism in Eukaryota, Viridiplantae, Streptophyta, Magnoliopsida, Caryophyllales, Amaranthaceae. The coding region runs from base 1 to 711 and encodes 236 amino acids. The transcript has 2 exons. The record is from RefSeq and is a predicted model, not a curated record.